AUACCCGGUUUUCUAUAAUAAAAACUUGAAUAUGAUAUCAUUCUUAAUUUAUUUAUUUUUACCAUUCCAGGUCCCAGCAUUUGCUGCCUUCCGUGGGCACUAAUAAUCCCACUUUACCCUCCUUCUCUCUCACUCUAAACUCUUUGGAUCCUAUUCCUUUUUAUUUAUCUAUUUAUUUAUUGUACUUCACUGAACAUGUAUUCCUAUAUAUAAAGGAGUUUAAUUAAGUAUUGUGAUACAUACAUAGCCCGGUAGAGAGAAUAAAAGCUACCUUUUUAUCUCCUGUUUGCGUUGGGGUGUGUUGUUUGUUUUCUCCUUCUUCCUUGGCUAGUUUCUUCUGCUCUCUUUCUUCUUCAUCAUCUUCAUCUGCCUCGCUUAACGAGCUUCUUUAUUUUAGUUAAUUUGGUUGAAAGACAUGUCGAGCUGCGUCGAUGCUGGUCCUGAGCAACUCUGCUACAUCCCUUGCAACUUUUGCAAUAUAGUUCUUGCGGUCAGUGUUCCUUGCAACAGCUUGUUUGACAUCGUCACAGUCCGAUGCGGACACUGCACCAAUCUAUGGUCCGUGAAUAUGGCUGCUGCGUUUCAGUCACUGUCAUGGCAAGAUGUUCAGGCCCCAAACUACACGCCGGAUUACAGAGUUGACUUGGGCUCCUCCUCCAAAUGCAACAACAUGAUAUCACUGCGACCACCAACUCAUAAUGUGCCUGAUGAAAGGGUUGUGAAUCGACCUCCCGAGAAGAGGCAGCGAGUACCUUCUGCAUAUAACCAGUUCAUAAAAGAGGAGAUUCAGAGGAUCAAGGCAAAUAAUCCAGAUAUCAGCCACAGGGAAGCAUUCAGUACCGCUGCAAAGAAUUGGGCACACUUCCCUCAUAUCCAUUUUGGAUUGAUGCUGGAGACCAACAACAAGGCUAAGCUGGAUGAUGCUUCUGAUAAGCGUCUCAUGUCAAGGGCAGCACUCCUGAAUAAAUGAUGGACGUUUUUGAGUUUUCAGGACUACUCCAAUGAAGUCUGAGCUCAGGAAGUAAAGAAAGACGAUUGAAACUCAAAUGUGUUCUAAGUGACAAGAAUCUGUAUUCUUCUUCAAUGUUUAAUUGUCUCAAGUACGUUGUUUAAUUAUUUAAUUAGGUCAUGUUAUUUGCUGGUUUCCAAGUAACUCAGCUACUUUCGUUGGCUGUCUUUGUCAAUCAAUGACUUUUCAAUCGAAGAUAUUGAGACUAAAAAUAAAUUUCAAAA
Pistacia vera is the source of this 1233-nucleotide messenger RNA. Its product is annotated as axial regulator YABBY 5. The record is from RefSeq and is a predicted model, not a curated record. Bases 416 to 970 code for a protein of 184 amino acids. Gene Ontology annotation, cellular component: nucleus. Gene Ontology annotation, biological process: abaxial cell fate specification; multicellular organism development; cell fate commitment. Lineage: Eukaryota; Viridiplantae; Streptophyta; Magnoliopsida; Sapindales; Anacardiaceae. The transcript is spliced from 7 exons.